AUGUGCAUGGCGUAGGGUCCUGCUGCUGGAGAGUACCGAGAGUACCCAUGUGUCUCGGCAACUUUAACUGUGAUGUAAAGCAGACUUCGCUGUAAGCCAUUCGUGUCAAACACAGUGAAACAGAAAAAUGGGUAAAAAGGCAAAAAAGAAAAGAAGGUGAAAGGGGCGGAGAAGACGGCCGCCAAAAUGGAGAAAAAGGUGUCCAAACGGUCGAAAAGAGAGGAGGAGGAUCUAGAGGCGCUUAUUGCGGAAUUUCAGCAGUUGGACGCAAAGAAGACGCAGGUAGUGGAGACCACCUGCCCACCGCCCUCACCCAGGCUCAACGCCUCUCUGUCCGCCCACCCCGAGAAAGACGAGCUAAUACUGUUUGGUGGGGAGUUUUUUAACGGGAAAAAAACUUAUCUGUACAACGACCUGUUCUUGUACAACAUCAAGAAGAACACUUGGAUGAAGCUGGACAUCCCCAAUCCCCCUCCUCCACGCUGUGCUCACCAGGCGGUGGUGGUGGCUCAGGGUGGGGGGCAGUUGUGGCUAUUUGGUGGAGAGUUUGCUUCCCCUGACGGAGAGCAGUUCUACCACUACAAGGACCUGUGGCUGCUGCACCUCAAUCCGCUCAAAUGGGAGCAGAUCAAAGCUCCAGGCGCUCCUUCAGGUCGCAGUGGCCAUCGGAUGGUUCUGUGUAAACGACAGCUGCUGGUUUUUGGAGGCUUCCAUGAGAGUACCAGGGACUACAUCUACUACAACGACGUGCACUGCUUCAGUCUGGACUCGUUUAGCUGGACUCGUCUGACCCCCUUGGGCUCGGGCCCCGGUCCUCGCUCUGCCUGUCUGAUGACCGCCACUUCAGACCACUCCGGCAUCAUCGUCUACGGGGGCUACUCCAAAUCUAGGGCCAAGAAGGACGUGGACAAGGGCACUAUUCACUCAGACAUGUUCCUGCUCAAGAGAGACGGCAAAGACGGCCAGGAGAAGUGGGCCUGGUGCCGUGUGAGCCCUGGGGGUGUGAAGCCGGUUCCCCGCUCUGGCUUCACGGGGGGAGUGUGUGUAGGCGCUGGGGCCCGCACCCUGCUGUUUGGGGGCGUGUGCGAUGACGAGGACGAGGAGACGCUCGAGGGAGAUUUCUUCAAUGACCUCUACCUGUACGACAUCACCAAGAACCGUUGGCACCCUGCCAAGUUAAAGGGCACCAAAUCAGAGCGGAAGAAACGGCGACGAGGGAGGAGAGCAGGAGACGGAGACGGGGGUCAGUCGGAGGAGACGGCCGAAGACCGCGCGUCGCCACAGGAGCCUACUGAGAUCAUCAAGGAGAUCGUCACGGAGGACGGCACGGUGAUGACCAUCCGGGAGGCAGUGCCCGUGGCCAGGGCGGAGUCUGAGAGCGAAGAGGAGGAAGAUGAGGAGGAGGAUGAGGAAGAGGGUGCGGCGGCCUCGCUGGUGGAACCCUGUGCCCGCUCCAACGCCAUGGCAACCGUGAAGGGGGGCCGUCUCUACCUGUACGGGGGUAUGUUUGAGGUGGGAGACAAACAGGUGACGCUAGCCGACCUCUACAGCCUCGACCUCCACAAGAUGGACAAAUGGGACGUCCUGCAGGAGAUGGACCCCAAGGCUCAAGAAUGGCUGGAGGAGUCUGAUGAGGAAGAUGAUGAUGACGGGGAUGAAGAAGCCAGAGGCGGAGAGAGUGAUGAGGAGAGUGAGGAAGAGGAAAGUGAGAGUGAAGAAGAGGGUGAUCACCCAUGUGUGCAGGCUGGUGAGUCUCUGGAAGCGUACCAGCAUCGGACAGAAGCGUACUGGCUGAAACUGGCACGGACCAACAUGGGACAGGAUGCCAAGGACAAGAAGGUGCAGAAAGUGGCUGUAGCCAUGGCCAAAGUCUUCUACGAGGACCAGUGAGAGCUGUGACCUGAACUGUUUGUGUGUCUGUUUGUGUGUGUGUGUGUGUGUGUGUGUGUGUGUGUGUGUGUGUGAGUGUGUGUGUGUUUUUGCUAAGAUUUUUGUACGGUUUGCACGCUUGUCCUGUGUGUGUGUGUCUGUAUUGCCAACCAUUUGUAUCUACAGAUGGUUGCUGUAUUAAAGACUUUAUGCCAA
Messenger RNA from Alosa alosa (allis shad), 2085 nucleotides. It is a transcript of the gene klhdc4, whose product is annotated as kelch domain containing 4. The record is from RefSeq and is a predicted model, not a curated record. Gene Ontology annotation, molecular function: protein binding. Bases 187 to 1890 code for a protein of 567 amino acids. The transcript is spliced from 12 exons. Lineage: Eukaryota; Metazoa; Chordata; Actinopteri; Clupeiformes; Clupeidae.